AUGGCCCCAUCACUCCCAGGCCUGGGUCUACGAGGCCUACGCCUCAAGGUAGCUAUGGUUGUGCUUGUUGUCAUGCCUAGCUUCAUGCUAUUUGGGUACAACAACGGAUCAAGCGGAGGUAUUACGGACCUUGAAUCAUUUGUGAAACAAUUCCCCUCGUUGGAUACAGUCAACGUGGCCGGCACUGCAAAGUCUCAAAACUCUAUCAAUUUAGGCAUGAAAAGAAUUGUCACUGCUUGUUACGAUUUGGGCGCCAUUCUCGGUGCCCUCUCAUGUAUCGUCUAUGGGGAUAAAAUUGGCCGAAUUCGAACUAUUAUAUGUGGACUGGUCUCCUCGAUAAUCGCUCUCUCAAUUGAGUCGUCAGCUUUUCAAUUACCCCAGUUCAUUGUCGGAAGACUAUUGGUCGGUGCAUCCAUCGGUGUCAUUUCAGUCAGUAUUCCCGUGUGGCAGACAGAGUGCUCAACAACAAAGCAUAGGGGUAAGUUCGUCAUCAUGGAGGGCAUUUUCAUCAGUACUGGCAUUUCACUUCCGAGCUGGAUUACCUUCGGCUUUUUUUCGGCCUGGAAGACUUCGGCGCAAUGGCGGGUCACUCUUGUUUUCCCGGCCUGUUUUGCACUCUUGGCGCUGGUCUUUGUGGGCUUUAUGCCAGAAAGCCCUCGGUGGCUCGCCCGAAAAGGAAAGCUUGAAGAGGCUCGAGAGGUUCUGGCAGCAGUCAUGGAUAAACCUAGCUAUAGCCCCGAGGUGAAUGCGGAGAUCACUCAUAUCCACUCUCAGCUCGAGGCCAGCAAGGGGAGCUUUAGUUUGUUCUUCAGGAACAGCAAAGAACGCUAUAUUCAUCGCACUGUGCUCGCUACCCUAGCCCAGAGCAUGACACAGUGGUGUGGCUGCUCCGCAUUGAUCUUCUACACGUCGAUCGUGUUUAGCAAUCUAGGAUUCACCGGCACCUCCCGCCACUUGAUCAGUGCGGGGCUUGUUUCUACGUUCACUCUAGGAGCACUUUUGCCUCUUUUGCUGGUUGACCGAUUUGGCAGGCGUGCUUUGUUCCUGCUUGGUGCGUCCGGGAUGUGCAUUUCAAUGGCUGUGAUGGCCAGUACAAGCGACAAGAAACAUCUAGCAGCUGUGUCCACAACGUUCAUUUUUCUAUAUGCGGCAUCCUACUCAAUUGGAUUCCUCGGUCUCCCAUUCCUAUACGCAAGCGAGAUUGCCACGACGAAGAUGCGCUCGCCUAUCAUGGCCGUGGCCGUAACUGGCCAGUGGUUAGGGCAAUUUGUGGUUGGUCAGAUAACACCACCAGGGACAGUGCAUCUCAAAAACCACUACUGGAUCAUUUUCGCAGUCCUCACUGCGUCUUUUAUCCCAAUCGUCUUCUUUUUCUUCCCAGAGACAAACGGAAGAUCAUUGGAAGAGAUUGAUGACAUCUUCCAACAGUCGGGGACGUUUAAUAUAGUAAAAAACGCACGUUCUCUACCAAGGGAUAGUGACCUCAAUUCGCUGGACCUGGAGAGGAAAUAUGCUGGCUCGUUUCAUGCCACUAGCAAGGAAGACCGUGUCGCCGAGGUAGAGGAUAUCAGUUCUCGACCAGUUAAUUAG
Messenger RNA from Penicillium waksmanii, 1590 nucleotides. RefSeq lists its product as uncharacterized. Gene Ontology annotation, molecular function: carbohydrate:proton symporter activity. The record is from RefSeq and is a predicted model, not a curated record. Gene Ontology annotation, cellular component: membrane. The transcript has 3 exons. Bases 1 to 1590 code for a protein of 529 amino acids. Lineage: Eukaryota; Fungi; Ascomycota; Eurotiomycetes; Eurotiales; Aspergillaceae. Gene Ontology annotation, biological process: carbohydrate transport; transmembrane transport.